AUGGCUUUCAACGACCUUAUCCGCGACUUGGCUAUCGGCGACAACGUCUACAAAUAUUUCGAUUUGAAUGGACUUAACGACGCUCGUUACAAUGAGCUCCCAAUCUCUAUCAAGUACUUGUUGGAAGCCGCUGUCCGCCAUUGCGAUGAGUUCCAUGUGUUGAAGAAGGACGUUGAAACCAUUCUUGACUGGAAAAACAGCCAACGCAACCAAGCGGAGAUUCCAUUCAAACCAGCCCGUGUCAUCCUUCAAGAUUUCACUGGAGUCCCAGCCGUCGUUGACUUGGCCGCUAUGCGUGAUGCCGUUCAAAACAUGGGUGCCGACCCAGCCAAGAUCAAUCCAGUGUGUCCAGUUGACCUUGUCAUCGAUCACUCUGUCCAGGUCGACCACUACGGAAACCUUGACGCCCUUGCAAAGAAUCAGUCGAUCGAAUUCGAGAGAAACAGAGAACGCUUCAACUUCUUGAAGUGGGGAUCCAAGGCUUUCGACAACCUUCUCAUUGUUCCACCAGGAUCCGGAAUCGUCCAUCAAGUCAAUCUUGAGUACCUCGCCAGAACCGUUUUCGUUGGAAAGGAUGGAGUUCUCUAUCCCGACUCUGUUGUUGGAACCGACUCUCACACCACCAUGAUCGAUGGAAGUGGAGUUCUUGGAUGGGGAGUCGGAGGAAUUGAAGCCGAAGCUGUCAUGCUCGGACAACCAAUCUCCAUGGUCAUCCCAGAGGUUAUCGGAUACGAAUUGGUUGGAACUCUCAAUGACACUGUCACCAGUACUGACUUGGUUCUCACCAUCACCAAGAAUCUCCGUGACUUGGGAGUCGUCGGAAAGUUCGUUGAAUUCUACGGAACUGGAUGUGCUUCCCUCUCCAUUGCCGAUCGUGCCACCAUUGCCAACAUGUGUCCAGAAUAUGGAGCCACUAUUGGAUUCUUCCCAGUAGACAAACGUACCAUCGACUACCUCACCCAAACUGGACGUGAUGUUGAGUACACCCAACGUGUUGAGAACUACCUCAAGGCUGUUGGUAUGUUCGUCGACUUCACCAACGAUUCCUACCGUCCAACCUACACGACCACACUCAAGUUGGACCUUGGAAAUGUUGUUCCAAGUGUGUCGGGACCAAAACGCCCACAUGACAGAGUUGAACUCUCUUCCCUUGCUCAAGACUUCACAAAAGGUCUCACCGACAAGAUUUCAUUCAAAUCUUUUGGUUUGAAGCCAGAAGAUGCGACCAAGACUGUCACCGUGACCAACAAUGGAAGAACCGCUGAACUUGGACACGGAUCUGUCGUAAUUGCUGCCAUCACUUCCUGCACCAACACCAGUAACCCAAGUGUCAUGCUUGCUGCUGGACUUGUUGCCAAGAAGGCUGUUGAGCUUGGAUUGAAUGUUCAGCCAUACGUCAAGACUUCAUUGUCCCCAGGAUCUGGAGUCGUAACUAAGUAUUUGGAAGCUUCUGGACUUCUUCCAUACCUUGAGAAGAUCGGAUUCAACAUUGCUGGUUACGGAUGCAUGACUUGCAUUGGAAACUCCGGACCACUUGAUGAUCCAGUCACCAAGGCCAUCGAGGAGAACAACCUUGUCGUCGCAGGAGUACUUUCUGGAAACAGAAACUUUGAAGGACGUAUCCACCCACAUGUCCGUGCCAACUACCUCGCAUCCCCACCAUUGGCCGUUCUCUACUCCAUUAUUGGAAACGUGAACGUUGAUAUCAACGGAGUUCUUGCCGUAACUCCAGAUGGCAAGGAAAUCCGUCUUGCUGACAUCUGGCCAACUAGAUCCGAAGUCGCUAAAUUCGAAGAGGAAUUUGUGAAACCACAAUUCUUCCGUGAAGUCUAUGCUAACAUUGAGCUUGGAUCCACCGAGUGGCAACAAUUGGAAUGCCCAGCUGUCAAGCUCUACCCAUGGGAUGAUAACUCCACUUACAUCAAGAAGGUUCCAUUCUUUGAUGGAAUGACCACUGAGCUUCCAACCCAAUCCGACAUUGUCAACGCUCAUGUUCUCUUAAACUUAGGAGACUCUGUCACCACUGACCACAUCUCUCCUGCCGGAUCCAUCUCGAAAACCUCCCCAGCUGCCCGCUUCCUUGCAAGUCGUGGAGUUACUCAGAGAGAUUUCAACACUUAUGGAGCUCGUCGUGGAAAUGAUGAGAUUAUGGCUCGUGGAACCUUCGCUAACAUUCGUUUGGUGAACAAACUCGCCUCGAAGGUUGGACCAAUCACCCGUCAUAUCCCAUCUGGAGAGGAACUCGAUAUCUUCGAUGCCGCCCAAAAGUACAAGGAUGCUGGAAUUCCAGCUAUCAUUCUUGCAGGAAAAGAAUACGGAUGUGGAUCAUCUCGCGAUUGGGCUGCCAAGGGACCAUUCCUUCAAGGAGUCAAGGCUGUCAUUGCUGAGAGCUUCGAGAGAAUUCAUCGUUCCAAUCUUAUUGGAAUGGGUAUCAUUCCAUUCCAAUUCCAAGCUGGACAAAACGCCGAUAGUUUGGGACUCACUGGAGAGGAGCAAUUCAGCAUUGCUGUUCCGGAUGAUUUGAAGCCAGGACAACUUAUCGAUGUCCACGUGUCCAAUGGAUCCACUUUCCAAGUAAUCUGCAGAUUCGACACCGAAGUUGAACUCACCUAUUACCGCAACGGAGGAAUUCUUCAGUACAUGAUCAGAAAAUUGAUCCAGUAA
Caenorhabditis remanei is the source of this 2664-nucleotide messenger RNA. RefSeq lists its product as uncharacterized. Gene Ontology annotation, molecular function: aconitate hydratase activity; 4 iron, 4 sulfur cluster binding. The transcript is spliced from 8 exons. Gene Ontology annotation, biological process: tricarboxylic acid cycle; citrate metabolic process. Bases 1 to 2664 code for a protein of 887 amino acids. The record is from RefSeq and is a predicted model, not a curated record. Gene Ontology annotation, cellular component: mitochondrion; cytosol. Lineage: Eukaryota; Metazoa; Nematoda; Chromadorea; Rhabditida; Rhabditidae.